Molecule: messenger RNA, 1218 nt
Organism: Cantharellus anzutake
Lineage: Eukaryota; Fungi; Basidiomycota; Agaricomycetes; Cantharellales; Hydnaceae
Exons: 5
Coding region: 153-1163 (336 amino acids)
Biological process (GO): modification-dependent protein catabolic process; protein ubiquitination
Cellular component (GO): nucleus; cytoplasm
Molecular function (GO): protein tag activity; ubiquitin protein ligase binding
Source: RefSeq, a predicted model, not a curated record
GGUGAUCAGUAUCAGAGCAAGAUGUCCUGCCCUUCUCCCGAUCCUGAAACGGACCUGAAUCCAAUAGUAUUUGGAAAUCGGGCAUCUGCAUGGCUCGUUCCACCUGGUGUUACGUCAGUGGCCACUGAGGGUGGAGCUGGUCACUUAAUGCCAUGUCACGGUUCAAGGGCCAAAGUGAGCAUCAUGGACUCUCCGGCCUGUUACUCGCGAGGGUUGUUCCUCCACUUUCAAGCAAGCCAUCCCGUCUUGCCGCUUGGGUUGCGGUCUGCUACAACAAAGAAACGGUAGUCGAAGAUGUGAAUGCAGUGCUACGGAAGGUCAGCGACAGGUUGCGCUGUUUCAGAUCAGUCGGUAUGCCCAUACGGGAUUCCGAACGUGUCUGCACCUUCGAUGGACUGCCAAAUCAAUGGCAGAUUUCCAACACGACUGCGGGGAUUUCUUGGGUUACUGUGAAAAAGCUAGUGGUUGGAAAGCCUAUCCGCAUCGAAUCUACUGGUAUACGCACUGUUGGUGAAAUGAAAGAUGCGAUUAAACUCGAGUGGGGGAUCCCAGCUGACCAACAAUUUCGUCUCGUACUUACAGGGAAACACCUGCAAGAGGGAAGGCUCCUGUCGGAUUACAACGUCCAAUUGGAGAGUACCCUGGUGCUGAUCCUGCGAUUACGCGGAGGAGGAAUGUUCCCCUUUGUUUCUAUCGAAAAUGGGAGUUCAAUUCUUGAUUAUGAUCGAUCAGCACCUAUAUGGCGGAUUGUUCAGCCUGGACUCAACCUGCAGGGAACAUGCAAUACUACUCGAUGCCCAGCGUACAACAAGGUUACCUAUGUUCCAAUGGGUAUUGGCAUUUUCAAACUCCAUACUCUUGACCAGAGCGACACACACGGACGUCUCCUGAGCCGUUGCCCUGUAUGCCUUUCUGACUCGGAAAUGGCUGGGAUGGGCUUCAUGGAAUGUAUGUGGAGUGCCUGGGGUGGUAAAAUUUCGCCGACAGGAUCGAUCGACUUUUUUAAGAAGCAGGAUCAACUAGUCAAGCCGGAGGACAAGUCCCCGGUAUUCUGCAUUACUCUCUGCUCAUUAUCGCUUCCAUACCAACUGUUCAUAUUCAGUUCUUCUCGCCAGGGAAGAAACCUACAACACUUUUUUCAUCAAGACAGAGGUCCUGUAUGAACCUAUCUGCAUUUUCUGUGAUCGCGGUGUCACGGCCAACGAACAGAAUGCCUUA